Messenger RNA from Cucumis melo (muskmelon), 1718 nucleotides. Its product is annotated as CRS2-associated factor 1, mitochondrial. The transcript is spliced from 5 exons. Gene Ontology annotation, molecular function: RNA binding. Gene Ontology annotation, biological process: Group II intron splicing. NCBI's taxonomy places the organism in Eukaryota, Viridiplantae, Streptophyta, Magnoliopsida, Cucurbitales, Cucurbitaceae. Bases 147 to 1328 code for a protein of 393 amino acids. The record is from RefSeq and is a predicted model, not a curated record.
AAAAACCUAAUUUAGUCGAGAGAGAAAAUAAAGAGAAAAAAACCGCCAAUUUUAUAUUUCUUUUCUUUUUCUUUUAGAUAAUUCGCCGAUAAACCCUAAACCCUUUCCGGUGCUCCGUCAGUGUUCAUCGAUGCUCAAUCUACCUCAUGUUCGUCAUCAGAACAAUUUCCCGCGAAAAAUCAAUUCCUCGUCCUCAUACAUCUUUCAACCCAUGUUCCUUCUACUCCAAACUCCGCGAACUCUACGCCUUUGAAUUCCCAUCUUCUGUUUCCCCAUCGCCGCCGGAGCCCAAACCGCGCUCAAACAAACCUCCGAAGCCGCGGUACAAACCGCCGUCGUCGCUCGAUCUAGGCGACAAGAAGCCAAGGCGUUCGAAUUUGCCGUUCGAUUUCCAGUACAGUUACACGGAGACUAGCCCCUCUGUGAGGCCUAUUGGGCUUCGAGAACCGAAGUAUUCGCCGUUUGGUCCUGGCCGACUUGAUCGGAAAUGGACUGGGGUGUGUGCCCCGGCGGUGGAUCCGAAGGCGACCUCUGUGGAAGGCAUGGAAGAUCCGAGACUGGAAGAAAAGAGGAGGGUCAUGAGGGAGAAUCUUCAAGGGGAGCCAUUGACAGGAGCCGAGAGAAAGGCCUUGGUGGAGAAGUGUCAAAAGAAUAAAACAAAGAGGCAGAUUAAUUUGGGAAGAGAUGGUUUGACUCACAACAUGUUAAAUGAUAUUCAUAAUCACUGGAAACAUGGUGAAGCAGUGAGGAUCAAAUGUCUAGGAGUUCCCACUGUAGAUAUGAAAAACGUGUGCACACAACUUGAGGACAAAACCUUUGGAAAGAUCAUUCAUAGGCAUGGUGGUUUGCUUGUUCUAUACAGAGGGAGGAACUAUAAUCCCAAGAAAAGGCCAUUCAUUCCCUUAAUGUUAUGGAGACCCCAUGAACCUAUAUAUCCCAGGCUGAUUAAAACUACAAUUGAUGGACUAAGCAUUGAUGAAACAAAAGAAAUGAGAAAGAAAGGACUAGCUGUUCCUGCUUUGACAAAACUUGCAAAGAAUGGUUACUAUGGUAGUUUAAUACCCAUGGUUCGAGAUGCUUUUCUCUCCUGCGAGUUGGUUCGAAUUGACUGUAAAGGCCUUGAGAGGAGUGAUUACAAGAAAAUUGGCUGCAAGCUUCGGGACCUCGUGCCUUGUAUCUUGGUGACGUUUGAUAAGGAGCAGAUUGUAGUUUGGAGGGGCAAGGAUUACCAGCCCUUAGACAUUGGUUAUCUUACGGUCAGAGAGACCUUUGAUGAUGUUGAUGGGAAUACAGGUUGUGUUGACGAUAAGGUCGUGAUGGAGAUGUGAACAUCGAUUACUGUGAUGCGGGCUUUCAUUCUGGUAAUAGUGACAGUGAAUAGUCCCUUGGUUGCUUCAUAUCACGUGCAAAUCGUUCUACCAAAAUAAUAUUAUGAUCCUUUUCGCCUGAAGGUUGACCCAUAUACCAUAUUCUUUGCCCAUAUCUUCUGUUUGCCUUAUUCUUGUGCUCUUCCUGAAUGGAGUGAAAAUCUUGUUCGGAGAUUCAACCAUCUAAUUUUUUGGUCAAAGGUACAUAUCUUAAUAGGUUAACUAUGUCGAAAUUGAGUUGAGUCGUAUCAUGUCACAUAUUAGCAUACCAUUUCUUUCCCGAUUAAGAUGUAUAAUGGAUGAUCAUCGAUUAUUAACGGUAGCGUUCAUUUGGAUUGGAUUCAAAAACAA